This is a messenger RNA of Octodon degus (degu), 1323 nucleotides long. It is a transcript of the gene Garin1b, whose product is annotated as family with sequence similarity 71 member F1. Gene Ontology annotation, cellular component: nucleus. The coding region runs from base 48 to 1073 and encodes 341 amino acids. NCBI's taxonomy places the organism in Eukaryota, Metazoa, Chordata, Mammalia, Rodentia, Octodontidae. The record is from RefSeq and is a predicted model, not a curated record. The transcript has 7 exons.
AGAGAUCCCAGGACAAAUGUGCAAAAGGCCCCUGAGCAUGUGCAGAAAUGUUGACAUCAGUUCCACAUAGAAAGACUUGUAAAUUGAAGAAGACAGUAAAAGUCACGAAGUCUUAUCCAACCUUCCCUUCCCUGAAUGCCUGGGAAGAAUUCAGGGGCCUGCUGCCUGCGGAUACAGAACUGAACUCUGGGGUGGGUCUAGGUGUGGAGGAGGGACUGCUCUGCCAGAUGGUUCAUUCUCCAGAAUUCAACCUAUUUCCUGACUCCAUGGUGUUUGAAAGCAACUUUGUCCAGGUCAAAAGGGGCAGAAACUGGAUGAAUAUCUGCAAAACCUCCAACACCAUGGCCCUUGGGGUGACCUCCUCUGUGCCCUGCCUGCCCCUUCCCAACAUCCUCCUCAUGGCUAGUGUCAGAUGGCAUCAGGGGCAGAGCCAGACAUGGAACAGACCAGCUACAGCCCCAAACAUCAUCCUGAAGAGGAUUCUCCCAUUGAAAUUUGUGGAGCUCCAGGUCUGUGACCACCUCCAGCGCAUCCUGCGGUUGAGGACAGUCACUGAGAAGAUCUACUACCUAAAGCUCCACCCGGACCACCCUCAGACUGUCUUCCACUUCUGGGUCCGACUGGUACAGAUUCUGAAGGAGGGCCUAUCCAUCACCACCAAGGACCCUAGGAUUCUUGUCACUCACUGCCUGGUACCCAAAAACAACUGCAGCCCAUCUGAAGACACAAAGUUAAUACAGAAGAAACUUCAAGCCCCCAAGCCCAGUGAAAGCCUCAUGCAGCUGAUGGCCAAAGGCGAGAGCGAGGCCCUCUCUCAGAUCUUUGAUGACCUGCACCAGCAGAAACGCUUCAGAAACAACAAAAAGGUGAAGAUGAACAAGGGCUGCUCAGAGAAAGAUCCUCCCCAGAAAGAUGACAUCCCUUGUACCCAUGACUUCAGCUGGAGGGACUCACUCACUCACGGAGAGUGGGAAAGAGAGAACCCCUCCGGGCCGCAGCCUCUAUCACUGCUGAGCACUCUGGCGGCCUCCACCAGGCCACAGCUGGCACCACCCAUAGGAAAUUCUAUCUGAGCUGCCGUUUUCCAAAGUCUCCGCAGCCCUCACCCGCGAGGCUCUGCAGCUUUCAGCUUCGGGGCCUCGGAGAAGACGGGGGACAGCGUCAUCGUCACCCGCGGGGGCAGCGCAGCCUUCCCUUCCUCCAGCCUCCGCGUCCUCACCUCCGCACACACGCACGGCCCACCUCCCUCUCACCGCCCAACUACACCAACGUCGCAGGAAGACCAGAGCUCUGGACAGCCUGAGCCUUGAGCUGGGGAAAAGA